AUGGGGUCCGCCUGCACCAAGGGCGUCAAGUCCACGGCGACCGUGUCGCCCGCUCCCGAGCCUGCCAGGGAUCCACCCGUGCGCUCCUUGAAGCGGCUGGACACUCCCGGGCCGGGCUACAGGUCCAAGCGGCGGGGCUCGGUAUCUGCCGAGCCGUCGGGCGGCCGCGCCAGCCUGCCGCCCACCAGACAGUCCAUCGCCAAGCUGGCGCACUCCACGCUAAAGAUCCAGGAGCUGGUGCGCAGCACCCUGCUGUUCAAAGAGCUGGACGAGGAGCAGGAGGCCUGCAUCAUCGACGCCAUGUUUGAGCGGCGGGUGGCGGCGGGGGAGGUGGUCAUACGGGAGGGCGAGGAAGCCGACAACUUCUACGUCAUCGAGAGCGGCACGUUUGCGGCCUCCAAGGCGGGCGCCGACGGCGGGCCUCCCGAGUGGGUGACCACGUACGAGGGAAAGGGCGCCUUUGGCGAGCUGGCGCUCAUGUACAACUGCCCCCGCGCCGCCACCGUCACAGGUGGGUGGGAGCCGCCGGGCGAGGAGGAGGCGGUGGCUGAGGGGGCCGCCCGCCGCCGCGGCAGCCGCGACGGCGGUGACGCCGCGGCCGUGCCCGAGCCCGCCGCCGAGGCUGCAGCCGCUGAGCCUGAGAAGCCGCCAGCCAGCCGCACGCCAGAGCCGGCGCCGGCGCCCGGCAGCCCCUCCCACUCCGGCGCCGCGGCGCUGCUGCCCGGCAGCCCGCGCCCGCCGCUGCGCCUGUCGGACAACAGCUUCAGCCGGCGGCGCAGCGGGCGCAGCGCGGGCGCGCGCAGCGCCGCCAGCAGCUCCGACGGAGAGGCCGCCAGCGCGGGCGGCUCCCCGACCGCGCUGAGCCCCCUGGCGCCGGCGCAGCAGCCCGGGGGCGACGGCUGCGGCGCUGGCAAGCCCGCGUCGCCGGCGGUGGGGGACGCGGGGGCGGGCCAAGAGUCGGGCGAGGAAUCGCCGGCCAUGACCGUGCUGCCGCCGAUCGCUGAGGAGCCGGUAGAGGGUGGCGGCCUGUCGCGUACCACAUCCAAGGGCCGCCCCAGGGGCUCCUCAGCGGCCUCUGCCGCCAGCAGCGCCGGAAAGGCCGCACCACCCAAGAAGGCGGCACCCGCGGCACCCGCCGGCAAGGCGAAGAAAGGGGGUCCCGCUGCGGGUCCCCGCACCGGCGGCAAGUAG
This is a messenger RNA of Chlorella variabilis, 1191 nucleotides long. RefSeq lists its product as hypothetical. Lineage: Eukaryota; Viridiplantae; Chlorophyta; Trebouxiophyceae; Chlorellales; Chlorellaceae. Bases 1 to 1191 code for a protein of 396 amino acids. The record is from RefSeq and is a predicted model, not a curated record. The transcript has 6 exons.